AUGGUUGAGGAUCUAGCUUACCGUGGCGUCGAUUCAAUCGGGGUUUAUGAUGAUGGCGAGCUGCCUGACACCUCGCUUUGCUCCCAAUGUCUAGAAGGUCACCAGGCUUAUGCGCCAUGCACUCCUUCCAAAUCCCUUCCUGUUGACGCGGUAUCACUUCCUCCUCGAUCAAUCAAGUCGGGGAUCACUGGUGCAUUAUCGCUCCAUGAUUACCGAAAAUAUCUCUCGCAGUCUGCAGAGCCCGUCGACGAUCUUGUCGAUCGUUCAGAAAAAACGCUGAAGCGAAAGACUGCAAAUUCGAAUUUGAAUCGUCCAACGGCACUCACAUCGCUUCCCUCGUCUGCGGUCUCAGUUUGUUCGGUGGCAUCUACUCCUCCACCACUAUCGCCAUCCUAUUCGCACAGCGUCAUCUCUCAGCGAAGCGAGCAGGAGCCCGAGGUUUCAGAACCUGCGACUGGUGGCUAUCAACCCCAGGCUCCACGAGUUCAUCUUGUCUCAAAGCACGCUACCCGUCCAAGACCAAACAGGAAGCGAUUGAAUACUUUCCGUGAAAAGCUUCAACGCGCCCAAGAUAGGGGCCAGGCUCAACACCCGCCUCUAUCUCGCCCCCAAGCGUCCGAUUCGAUGCUGGCCAACACGCAGGCCGUCGCCACCAUCUCCCAUGGCGGGACAUCCUUUGAGAUUCUAAACCCACGGAGGUCCCUGGACGUCGCCAGGAUCGUUUCUUUCAUUGAGGAUGUUGAUGCUUGCUCACUUCUCUCGACUGAUAACCGCCGCAACUCCAAAAUAUCGACCACUACUUUUUCUCCGGAUCAAACAUUUGAUCGAACAUCGCUCUCUCAGUUCACGGAUGCUUCACUGCCAUCCCAUUACUCUUCGCACUCUCUUUACACCUCUUUACCUGCCAGCCGCUCCACGCCCAAGAUGCAAACCACGGAUAUCCCAUCGUCGUCACCCGGAGUGCACGAUCGAGUCCGCUCGCUUUCCGACUACUCUCUCCGCGAACGUAACUACUGGUCCCAAAAUCAGCAACAUCACGCCGAGCAACAUCAUUUUGGAAGCUAUCCUGAUCUUGAUGAGGUAGAUCAAGAUGGAUGCCAUGACUUCUCCAGUUCCCCACGACCCCCAUCCUCUUCUCAGCCCACCUUCUACUCCGGGGAGAGCGAGAUCGGAGAGCCCGGUUCUCCCGUCUACGCAAACGGUGAAUGGGCUCAGGUCGACGAACGUGACCGCGGUAUUUUCUACGACCUGCCACAGGAUCAGGAUUCUUCUUAUGAGCUCCCUACACCUUCCGAUCUACCCUCACCUACCGAUCUCCCCGCCCCCUACAAUGCCUACUAUGCCAACACAAUGAAUUAUAAUCAACAUUAUGACCCCUACGAUCCCAUCUUCGACCCCCAUGUCCAAUCCGUGCUGGCCGCGGCCAACGCAGAGACCAUGGGCCUCCGCGGGCACCCUGCUCGCGCGCUAGACGACUUGCAGCGGAGGUUCCAUAGCUCACUCUCUCUUGGCGGCGAGGACCGCAAGAACGAGGAGCGAAAGUCAAUUUCCCAGCGAAAGAAGCUUCGAAAGCUCUUCAGUUGGCGGUCUGGGGCUUGA
Molecule: messenger RNA, 1599 nt
Organism: Penicillium waksmanii
Lineage: Eukaryota; Fungi; Ascomycota; Eurotiomycetes; Eurotiales; Aspergillaceae
Product: oxidoreductase, short-chain dehydrogenase/reductase family
Exons: 3
Coding region: 1-1599 (532 amino acids)
Source: RefSeq, a predicted model, not a curated record